AUGUUUUCUCCAUUCUUAGACAAUGAUGAUAUCUCGACAGAAAGAAAAAACAGUGUUGGAAAUGACAUUGUUGGAAAUGACAUUGUUGGAAAUGACAUUGUUGGAAAUGACAUUGUUGGAAAUGACAUUGUUGGAAAUGACAUUGUUGGAAAUGACAUUGUUGGAAAUGACAUUGUUGGAAAUGACAUUGUUGGAAAUGACAUUGUUGGAAAUGACAUUGUUGGAAAUGACAUUGUUGGAAAUGACAUUGUUGGAAAUGACAUUGUUGGAAAUGACAUUGUUGGAAAUGACAUUGUUGGAAAUGACAUUGUUGGAAAAGUCUCAUACGCCAGAAAAUAUUCAAACCAGAGCUGUGACCAAGCAUUAUCAGCUGCCAACAUUGAGAAACUUGAAUGCAGUGAUUACCAUGAAAACAUCAUCUCCUUAGAAAGUGUACGAGAAGAAAUCGUGGAACAGACUGAGAAGCAAUCUUCAUCCAAGGAAACCACGAAAACUUUAAGGAAAUCCUUUAGUGACACAAGCAAUACACAUACUGUGACACAAGUUGCAGAGCAACUCAGAUGUGAUGACUAUGGAAUUUUGUGUACAAGUGAUCAUUUUAAUGUCCACACUGUGCUAAGUGCAAAGAGACGUCACAAAUGUGAUGUUUGUGGCAAAUUGUUUAAUCGUUCAAAUAGUCUCAAGGUACACGAAUUAAUACACACGGGAAAGAGACCCCACGAAUGCCAUGUUUGUGGAAAAUCGUUUACUCAGUCGAGCCAUCUCAAAAGACAUGAAUUAAUACAUACAGGAAAGAGACCCCAUGAAUGCGGUGUUUGUGGAAAAUCGUUUAUUCUUUCGGGCAGUCUGAAGGCUCAUGAAUUAAUACACACGGGAAAGAGACCCCACGAAUGCCGUGUUUGUGGAAAAUCGUUUACUCAGUCGAGCAAUCACAAAAGACAUGAAUUAAUACAUAAAGGAAAGAGACCCCAUGAAUGUGGUGUUUCUGGAAAAUCGUUUACUCAGUCGGGCCAUCUCAAGACGCAAAACGUAAUACACACAGGAAAGAGACCCCACGAGUGCGAUGUUUGUGGAAAAUCUUUUCCUAAGUCGAGACAUCUCAAGAGCCACGGAUUAAUACACACUGGUAAGAGAUCCUACAAAUGUACUGUUUGUGGAAAAUCGUUUAUUCGUUCGGGCAAUCUCAAGGUACACGAAUUAAUACACACAGGAACGAGACCCCAUGAAUGCGGUGUUUGUGGAAAAUCGUUCACUCUGUCAGGCCAUCUCAAGACCCACUUGUUAAUACACAUAGGAAAGAGACCCCAUGAAUGCGGUGUUUGUGGAAAAUCGUUCACUCUGUCGGGCCAUCUCAAGACCCACAUGUUAAUACACACAGGAAAGAGACCCCACGAAUGCGAAGUUUGUGGAAAAUCAUUUACUCAGUCGGGCCAUCUCAAGAGUCAUUUGUUGACACAUAUUGGAAAGAGACCCUACAAAUAUAGUGUUGCGUAAAUCGUUUCCUCAAUGGGGCAGUCUCAAGAAACACGAAUUAAUACACACUGAACAGGGACCACACAGUCAAUGUUGGUGGCAAAUCGUUUUCAGAACUGGGUCAUCUGAAAAUACACGCAGGAAUGAGCCCCUACAAAUAUGAUACUUGCGGCAAAUAUUUUUCUUACUCUGGUAAUCUCAAGGAAACAUUAGUACACACCGGUAAACGACCACACAAAUGUAGUAUUUUUGGCAAAUUGUAUAAAAACUCGAGUAACCUCAAGAAACAGCUAUCACUACACACUGAAAAGAAGGCUACACAGAUGUGAUAUUUGCUGGGAAUCUUUUAAUCCGGUCUAUCAUCUUUAGAAGCAUGCAAUAAUACACAUUACGUAGAGACCACUCAAAGUAUUGUUGAGGUCUGUAGACUUAAACAUGUUCAAAGGAGAGCACAAGUGCGUUAUGAAUAUUGUUCGCAUGUGCUACAGAAAGGUCACAAAAAAUACGACAAAUCCGUUUUCACAGCUUCAUGUUCAAAGAAGUUGCAUACUAAAUACAAUAUAUGAAGCACACAUUGCAAUUUUUUGUUGUAAAUGCUCCAUGCUAUAACGAUCUGUCUACCAGAAAUUGGUGCAUUGAGAGAUAUCUGUUACUUGUUUGAGUAGAAGUCCUAUGCAGUAAUCACGACUCCAUAUUCUUCAAGAGAAUUUACCAGUAUGUUGCUAAUUAUUUGAAAGAAACUGCCAUUUCAAUAUUCAUGAAGCUGUAGGCAGUACCCAGGCGACAGCAUAAAUGUGUUUAUUACACAUCCAUCACUCAGGCUAUUUUUCUCAACGAUGGAGAAAGAUACAAAAAUAUCAUGAUUAUGCAAACAUGUUACUGAGGUAUGCCUUCUUAAUAGUAAUGCUGUUUGUGUGAUCAAAAUUUGCACACAUGUGAACUAUCUGUGCUACUUCUACAUUAGGAAAUAACUGAUGGUGGCAAGUAUGCAGAGACCAGGCAAAAAUUGUAAUCAUCUGCCUAGUAGCACUUUCAGACUGCAAUACAACAGUGCUUCUGUAUGGUAUGGACUCAUUAGUACUCUGUUAGUUUUCCACUAGUAAAUUGGACUAUAUGUCUACACACACCUCACACAGUUCCCAUUUACUGCAGGCUAUCAGUUUGUUGCUGUGUAGUUGGUGUGCAAUAGCAUCCCAAAUUCGUUUCAUAAUGAUUUAAUGAGGUGGGAAAGACAACAGUGUGAGCUAUCAUGAUGCUCAAACCAUUACAGUGUGAUUCUGACCUUGUGAUUGUGACCAGGGAAUACAUCAACCAUUAAGUGACACAGAGGUUGCAAUUAUGUUCGUGUUCUCCACAUCUGUCAUGGUGCUUCCAGUUAUGACCAGCUGUUUCUUGGCGUCUCAUAUGAAUAUCCCCUAUAGCAUGACAUUGCCCCCAACUUUCUGCACCUGUUGUGUUGUGCAUGUGUUGAACGACUGUUCAUCUGGGUGAUGGCACAUCAGGGCACAACCAUUGACCUGGUCCACAAGAAAUGUCACUUAUCCCAACACGUGACACAUCUUUAUUGGUAUGCAGUCCAAUCUCAAUUAUCCCAUUUGUAUUACUAUAGUAACUGACAAUGUUGUUAGAUCAACAUGGGAAUACAAAGCUGUUAUAUAACUUGGGGCCUCAUGUUCAACAGUGUCUGCUGAAUAGCUUGAAACUCAUGUGCCUGCUCAAGCAUUUUCUCCUGUCUCCACAGAUUGCCAUCAAUCCCAUUUUACAGAGCAGCUAGGUUCUGAUCUCCUUGUUCUAGGUAAUGCAUGGUAAUCCUACAACCUUUUGUCAACUUGUGGAUAUACCAUCUUUCAAAGAUGUUCCAUAGAGGCUAAUGAUAGAAGCAUCUGAGCAGCCAACCAGAUUCACUGUUUUUAGCUGCACUUACCCAGGCACCAGGCAAAACCAUCUGCUCUUUGGCAAAGUUAUUUAUGCCAGUUUUUUACACAUACUGUAACUAGAAUGAUCACCCAUUCAUUGCUGGUUAUAUAGUUUCGUUACUACUUGACAUAACAAAAAUGCCACUGGGUAGCACACACUCCUCCUAGGGAAGUGGGUAUAAUGAUUUGGAUCAACAGUGUAUCUUGACACAAAAGGAUCUUUUGGUAAAUUAUGUAGUAAUUCAAAUUUUCAUGUUUCAUUAAAUUUUAUGCCAAUAUACUAUUGUCAGUUUAAGUGCCAUAUUUCUUGUGAAAAAUAUUUGUAUUAAAAAUCCCUGUACAUAAUUCUGAUUAAAUGAUGAUUAAUUCUAUGCAUCAAAUCUUUUAAUUA
Schistocerca serialis cubense is the source of this 3780-nucleotide messenger RNA. Its product is annotated as zinc finger protein 708-like. The coding region runs from base 1 to 1494 and encodes 497 amino acids. Lineage: Eukaryota; Metazoa; Arthropoda; Insecta; Orthoptera; Acrididae. The record is from RefSeq and is a predicted model, not a curated record. Gene Ontology annotation, molecular function: RNA polymerase II cis-regulatory region sequence-specific DNA binding; DNA-binding transcription factor activity. Gene Ontology annotation, biological process: regulation of transcription by RNA polymerase II. The transcript is spliced from 2 exons.